This is a messenger RNA of Staurois parvus, 572 nucleotides long. The record is from the annotation of a GenBank genome assembly. Lineage: Eukaryota; Metazoa; Chordata; Amphibia; Anura; Ranidae.
GGAUUAUCUUCCUGUCUGCGAAGCAGUUCCUAAUCUUCACUUACAAGACCCUGGUACCCUACUUUCUUAAUCAAGAGAUGUUCCUGUCAUUGAAGUCUCUUCAAGUGUUGACCUUCCUAGGCGUUUUCUGCUUCAGCUAUCUUCUUGCAUCAGUGAACAACGAAAAAGAGAGAUCAGUUGCAGAGACUCAGCUAAUGCAUGAUACAGGAAAGAUGAUUGAAGAUAUAAGUCGUCAAAGAUGGUUGCAAAGUUUACUGGAUACCAUUCACAACCCAGGCCGAAGAACGCUUUCAGUGUUGAGACAAAAUAAAGAAAGGUCUGUUGCUGAAGCCCAGCUAAUGCAUGACAAAGGAAAGACUAUUGAAGAAAUCACUCGCCAGAGAUGGCUACAAGGAUUGCUGGCAGUUAUCCACAACCCUGGCCGGAGAGAAGUUUCUUUACUGAGGAACUUACAUAGGGAAGUAAAUGGAGCAGGCUAUGAAGAACGUCAAAAGCUUAACAUCAAUAAAAACAACCAGAACCUGCAAUACAGAAACCUAAAUACUGCACACAGUAAAAAGAUGUCUGAAUAA